This is a messenger RNA of Mugil cephalus (flathead mullet), 1715 nucleotides long. It is a transcript of the gene ift52, whose product is annotated as intraflagellar transport 52 homolog (Chlamydomonas). The transcript is spliced from 14 exons. Gene Ontology annotation, biological process: cilium assembly; intraciliary transport. Gene Ontology annotation, cellular component: centriole; cilium; intraciliary transport particle B. Lineage: Eukaryota; Metazoa; Chordata; Actinopteri; Mugiliformes; Mugilidae. Bases 153 to 1454 code for a protein of 433 amino acids. The record is from RefSeq and is a predicted model, not a curated record.
GUCAGAUCUCUGCUCUCUGAUGCCUCCUAGCGGCUCAGGCGGGAAAUGUCACCUAGUGACGAGAGUUGCCAUAGAGACGAGGAGGACACAGGCCUUAAUCGACAAACCUGAUGCAUGUGAAAUCCAGCUUUGGUGAGUGAACCUAGUAGAGAAUGGAGAAAGAACAGCACAAUACUGUGGUGUUCAAUGCUUCAAAGCGAGAGCUGUUUACUACGAGCAGUGGAUACAAACACGUACAGAAGAGGCUACGAGCUCAAUGGAGAAUACAAAGCAUGAAGGAUGAGCUGUCUCUGGAGAAGAUGAAGGGAGUGAAGUUGUGGAUAACCACCGGCCCAAGAGAGAAGUUCACAGCAUCAGAGCUGGAGGUGCUGAAGCACUACCUGGACGGAGGAGGAAACAUCCUGGUGAUGCUUGGUGAAGGAGGAGAAAUGAAAUAUGACACAAACAUCAAUUUUCUCCUGGAGGAGUUUGGAAUCAUGAUCAACAACGAUGCUGUUGUGAGGAAUGUGUAUUAUAAGUACUUCCAUCCGAAGGAGGCCCUUGUUUCCAAUGGUGUAUUGAACAGAGAAAUCAGUCGUGCAGCUGGAAAAGUCGUCACAGGAAUUAUUGAAGAUGAAAAUGUUGGAAACAAUGCACAGGCUCUCACAUUUGUGUACCCAUAUGGUGCCACGCUGAGCGUGAUGAAGCCGGCUGUGGCCGUCCUGUCCACCGGUUCAGUCUGCUUCCCCCUCAACAGGCCCGUCCUGGCCUUCUAUCAGGGAAAGGAGUCGGGCAAACUGGCGGUUUUGGGUUCCUGCCACAUGUUCAGCGAUCAAUACAUAGAAAAGGAAGAGAACAGUAAAAUCAUGGACGUUGUGCUCCAGUGGCUCAUGACUGAUAAUAUUCAGCUGAAUCAGAUUGAUGCAGAAGACCCAGAGAUCACAGAUUACACCAUGUUACCAGACACAGGGUGUUUAUCAGAGCAGCUCAGAGUUUGUUUACAGGAGGGCGAUGAAAACCCCAGAGACUUCACGUCCCUCUUCGAUAUGUCUUUAUUCAAUUUGUCAACAGACACUUUACCCCAAGUCAUCAGCGCUUACAAGCAGCUUAACGUCAAAGAUGAACCUCUUCAGCUCAUCACGCCACAGUUUGAGACGCCUCUGCCUCAACUUCAACCUGCUGUCUUUCCGCCGGCCUUGAACGAUUUGCCUCCACCCAUGCUGGACCUGUUUGAUCUGGAUGAAACGUUUUCGUCGGAGAAAGUUCGCCUCGCACAGCUCACGAAUAAAUGUACGGACGACGAUCUCGAGUUCUACGUGCGGAAAUGUGGCGAAAUCCUGGGGGUGACUCCCAAGCUGGGAGAGCAGAGGGAUGCCAUGCACAUCCUGGAGCACAUUUUCUUUCAAGUUGUGGAGUUCAAGAAACUCAAUCAGGAGCAUGACAUCGACACAGAGGCACGAUUCACGCCAUUGUGAGAGGAUUCAAGGAAAACAUCUUUUCAAUGUUUGCUAAUUUUAGUACGUCUUUGUAAAGAAGGGGCUGUGCUGCUUGUGGACGACAGCAUCAGAACGGUACCGUGGCGUUUAGAAAACUGCAGAGCUAAAUAUUUUAACUUUUUAUAUAUUUGUAUGAAUAUUAUUGUAAAAAAAUUGUAUACCAAAACCAAUAAAGUUUUCCAUACUUUAUUUAAAUAUUCAAACCUUUAAAAACAAAUAAAAAAUGAAGACGUAUCUUGA